This is a messenger RNA of Dama dama (fallow deer), 2132 nucleotides long. RefSeq names its product transmembrane protein 145 (gene TMEM145). Gene Ontology annotation, biological process: G protein-coupled receptor signaling pathway; response to pheromone. The coding region runs from base 55 to 1707 and encodes 550 amino acids. The record is from RefSeq and is a predicted model, not a curated record. NCBI's taxonomy places the organism in Eukaryota, Metazoa, Chordata, Mammalia, Artiodactyla, Cervidae. The transcript is spliced from 14 exons.
CGGAGUGGGAGCGGGAGCGGAACCCGGGCCGGGGCCGGGGCCGGGGCCGGUGGAAUGGAGCCCCCGCGCGCGCCCGCUCUGCGCCGCCUGCUGCCGCCGCUGCUGCUCCUGCUGCUGCCGCUGCCCCCCCGCGCCCGGGCCAAGUACGUGCGGGGCAACCUCAGCUCCAAGGAGGACUGGGUGUUCCUGACGAGAUUUUGCUUCCUCUCGGAUUACGGCCGACUAGACUUCCGUUUCCGAUACCCUGAGGCGAAGUGCUGUCAGAACAUCCUCCUCUAUUUCGAUGACCCAUCCCAGUGGCCAGCCGUGUACAAGGCAGGGGACAAGGACUGCCUGGCCAAGGAGUCAGUGAUCAGGCCAGAGAACAACCAGGUCAUCAACCUCACUACCCAGUAUGCCUGGUCAGGCUGUCAGGUGGUGUCAGAGGAGGGAACUCGCUACCUGAGCUGCUCCAGUGGCCGCAGCUUCCGCUCGGUGCGUGAAAGAUGGUGGUACAUUGCGCUCAGCAAGUGUGGCGGAGAUGGCCUGCAGCUGGAGUAUGAGAUGGUCCUCACCAACGGCAAGUCCUUCUGGACACGGCAUUUCUCUGCUGAUGAGUUUGGGAUCCUGGAGACCGAUGUGACUUUCCUCCUCAUUUUCAUCCUCAUCUUCCUCCUCUCCUGUUACUUUGGAUAUUUGCUGAAAGGUCGUCAGCUGCUUCACACGACUUAUAAAAUGUUCAUGGCUGCAGCAGGAGUGGAGGUCCUGAGCCUCCUAUUUUUCUGCAUCUACUGGGGCCAGUAUGCCACGGAUGGCAUUGGCAACGAGAGCCUGAAGAUCCUGGCCAAGCUGCUCUUCUCCUCCAGCUUCCUCAUCUUCCUGCUGAUGCUGAUCCUUCUGGGGAAGGGAUUCACGGUGACACGGGGCCGCAUCAGCCACUCGGGCUCGGUGAAGUUGUCUGUCUACAUGACCCUGUACACCCUCACCCACGUGGCGCUGCUCAUCUAUGAGGCCGAGGUUCUUUGCAGUUCCGGUCAUGGCCCUGAUCGCCAACUUUGGGAUCCCCAAGUGGGCCCGGGAGAAGAUUGUCAAUGGAAUCCAGUUGGGGAUCCAUCUGUAUGCCCACGGCGUGUUCCUGAUCAUGACACGCCCCUCGGCGGCCAACAAGAACUUCCCGUACCACGUGCGCACGUCGCAGAUCGCCUCGGCCGGAGCCCCGGGCCCUGGAGGCAGCCAAUCCGCAGACAAGGCCUUCCCGCAGCACGUCUAUGGGAACGUGACGUUCAUCAGCGACUCGGUGCCCAACUUCACGGAGCUCUUCUCCAUACCCCCGCCCGCCUCCUGCGCCGGGAAGCAGGUGGAGGAGACAGCGGUGGCGGCGGCGGCGGCCCCGAGGGGCCGCGUGGUGACCAUGGCCGAGCCGGGCGCGGCCUCCCCGCCCCCUUCCUCUCGGUUCCCCAAGGCGGCCGACCCAAGCUGGGAUGGCCCGACGCCGCCCUACCAGCCGCUCGUGCCCCAGACAGCGGCGCCGCACACCGGCUUCACCGAGUACUUCAGCAUGCACACGGCCGGGGGCACCGCACCCCCGGUCUGAGCACCCCUGCCCGCCCCUGCCCCAUGGGCCGCGCGCCGGGCCCCGGCCGGGCUCCAGAUCCCCUCUCUCACCCGGCCCCAGGGCUCUGUCAUCCCCGGCCUUGCCAAACCUCCCCACCCCGCGCGCCCAGGUAGGGGUGCGUAGUGUCCUGCUCCCGCCCAGUCCCCCUUUGACUCGUGCCAAACGGUCCCGCGGGAGCCGCUCUCCCCGUCCCCUCCCUCAGCCCCUGCCCCGAGCGGCACCGGAUUCUGGGCUCCCGCUGUUCCGUGACCUCCGGCCCCCUGGCCCCCUCCGAGACCUCUGACCCCGCCGGACCCCGGAACACCAGUGACGAUCGCCGGGACCCUGCCUGAGGUUCUCCAGGAAUCCGCGACCCCGAGCCACUCACUGCUCCCAGGACAGAUACUGUGAAGCUACUCUCGACUCUGAAACCUUCCCCUGGAUCUCUGUGACCUCGGACCCGUACUCUGCCCCCCUAUCUCCAUCCCGGAGGCCCUCCCUCAGGUCCUUGGCAGAAAGACUUUUUCCCCUUCUUGCCAAAAUAAAGAGGAUUCGUUGA